AUCUUUCUUUACUUUCUUCUCCUUUUCAUCCUGUUUUUCCUCUCUUUCCUUCUUCGACCUUUCUUCCUGUCAUCUUUCUGUGUCCCUAUAAUACCACUCAUUAUUCCCUAUAAUAUCCUUCGUAUCAUCUUCUCCAAUAAUUUCACCUUUUUCUUCUUUUCCUCAUCACCAGAUCCCACCAUAAAAGCUUUCGAUUUCUUCUAAAACUGGUUGUGGAAUCCGUGACAUUUUCUUUUGUUUCUGAUGCAAAAUUUCUAUCUUUUUUUCUUUUGCAUUUCGAGAUAUUUGAUUAGAUAAUACCUUUUUGGAUUGGGGUUUCUCCGUUUGAUCUCUGUAAAUGUUGUAUGGUGCUCCGGGAAUUAGGGUUCCGAUCGGCGGCUGGUAAGUGGAGAUAUUAGGGUUUCUUCUUUUCUCCGGUGGAUGUAUAUUGUUGGUGGUCGGUGCUUAGAUCAGGGUUUGCUUGAUCGAGGAAGAGGUUUUAGGGUUAUGUUUCGUUGGUGGAUGAAGGUUUUUGAUAUAAGGAGGGUUGAUUGAUUGAUUGAUUGAUUGAAUAAAUUGUUGUUUUAGGGGAUUCUGUUGCCAUCAAUUUGUUGGAUAUUAGUGGUUACGAAGGCAUUUUGCGGUGGAUCAUUGACUAAAAGAAGGCAUUUUUUUCCUAUCAUUUCUCCCAUUUUUCUCUUCUUUUCUUCCGAUUCACGGCGUGCUGGAACUGAUGAACCUGGGUGUUUCUACUGGGAUCUGAGGAUUCGGUGGUUUUGGUGAAGGUGGAGGCUAAGCUAAGUUGCUUUCAUCCUUAAGUGAUUUGGAGUAAGGUAUAUAUAACUGUAUUUUAUCAUGGAUCAUGUCAUUGGUGGGAAGUUUAAACUUGGGAGGAAGAUUGGGAGUGGAUCCUUUGGUGAGCUUUACCUAGGCGUUAACAUACAAAGUGGAGAGGAAGUGGCAAUCAAAUUGGAGCCUGUGAAGACCAAACACCCCCAGCUUCACUAUGAAUCCAAAUUGUAUAUGCUUCUUCAAGGGGGAACGGGGAUUCCCCACCUGAAAUGGUUUGGAGUCGAGGGUGAGUACAAUGUCAUGGUUAUUGACCUUCUUGGGCCAAGCCUAGAAGACUUGUUCAAUUAUUGUAAUCGGAAGUUCACAUUGAAAACAGUGCUGAUGCUUGCUGAUCAGUUAAUUAACAGAGUUGAAUAUAUGCAAUCGAGGGGUUUCCUUCACAGGGAUAUAAAGCCUGACAAUUUUUUGAUGGGUUUAGGGCGGAGAGCAAAUCAGGUAUAUAUUAUUGAUUACGGCCUUGCCAAAAAGUAUAGGGAUCUUCAAACUCACAAACACAUACCAUACAGGGAAAACAAGAAUCUCACUGGAACGGCACGCUAUGCAAGUAUUAACACUCAUCUUGGAGUUGAACAAAGCAGGAGAGAUGAUCUGGAGUCCCUUGGUUACGUGCUUAUGUAUUUCCUAAGGGGAAGCCUUCCCUGGCAGGGGUUGAAAGCUGGGACUAAAAAGCAGAAGUACGAUAAGAUUAGUGAAAAAAAGAUGCUAACCCCUAUGGAGGUGCUCUGUAAGUCAUAUCCUUCAGAGUUUAUAUCAUACUUCCACUAUUGCCGGUCCCUGCGGUUUGAUGACAAACCAGAUUAUUCAUAUCUGAAGAGACUUUUCCGUGACCUAUUCAUUCGAGAAGGUUAUCAGUUUGACUAUGUGUUUGACUGGACCAUAUUGAAGUAUCCUCAGAUUGGUGCCAAUCCUAGAUUACGCCAGCCCAGUGGGAAAACAGGCCCAAGUGCUGGACCAUCCGCAGAAAGACCGGAGAGAACUUCAGUUGGACAGGAGAUUCGAGAUAGAUUCUCAGGCGCAGUUGAAGCAUUUGCCAGAAGAAACGGUUCAGGUCCAGGUCUACAUGGUGAUCACUCCAAGCACAAGAAUUCUGAGGAUGUACCAUCCUCCAAGGAUGUUGUAAGAAGUCUCCGCCAAGAACUCAUCGUUUAUCAAUGUCAACCUGAUUCUGAAAGAGGACGCACUUCUUCCUCUCGGAAUGGCAGCUCAUCGAAGAGAGCUGUUAUCUCAAGCAGCCGACCGAGCUCCUCUGGUGAGCCCAGUGAGAGUCGAUCAGGUCGGAUGGUCUCAAGCAGUGGCCGCAUGUCCACAACCCAAAGGAUCCAACCUGGAUUCGAUUCCAAGUCAUCAUCCCUUGCACGUGCUGCUGCCGCAAGAGGUGCUCGUAAUGACACUUUGCGGAGCUUCGAGCUCCUCUCAUUGGGGACAGAGAAGAGGAAGUAAAGGAGAUCCACAUGGUAAGAAGAGAUAACUUACUGAUCAAGGGGAAACCCCCUUGCUGUUUCUCUGAGUUCUGAGCAUUUAUCGUCUUUCCUUUGUAUAUGCAAAUAUGAGUUGGGGUUUCUUCACAGCUGAAGCUCGAUGGGCUCCUCUUUUGAAAACAUUUUCAGUUACCUUUAGUCAGAGAGGCUCACGCCAUUAUAUUGUUGUAGACUCAUCCAAGAAAGGGAAAAUUCUCAAAAUUCUCACCCUAGGGAAUUUUCAUUGUAUCUGAAACUUGGGUAGUUGUAAUAACCACAGGUGCCAUUCAUGUUUAGGUACCUUGAACAAUCCACCAAUAUUUUUUUCUGGGUUUAUUCAUGUUUGAUCAUAUCCUGACAGCUGCACACAGAUUUGUGAUUAUAAGGAUGGUUUUCGAUGUGUGGUGCGAUCACUUGAUCUGUUAAUGUAAUCAAAGUACUUUGUAAAGUAUUCAAUUUAUCUGUUACUUGAUUAAUGAAAAUGUAGUCGCCAUGUAA
This is a messenger RNA of Macadamia integrifolia, 2786 nucleotides long. RefSeq names its product casein kinase 1-like protein 10. Gene Ontology annotation, molecular function: protein serine/threonine kinase activity; ATP binding. Gene Ontology annotation, cellular component: cytoplasm; nucleus. The record is from RefSeq and is a predicted model, not a curated record. The coding region runs from base 835 to 2271 and encodes 478 amino acids. The transcript is spliced from 14 exons. NCBI's taxonomy places the organism in Eukaryota, Viridiplantae, Streptophyta, Magnoliopsida, Proteales, Proteaceae. Gene Ontology annotation, biological process: endocytosis; peptidyl-serine phosphorylation; signal transduction.